Molecule: messenger RNA, 1077 nt
Organism: Trypanosoma brucei brucei TREU927
Lineage: Eukaryota; Euglenozoa; Kinetoplastea; Trypanosomatida; Trypanosomatidae
Product: 3,2-trans-enoyl-CoA isomerase, mitochondrial precursor, putative
Exons: 1
Coding region: 1-1077 (358 amino acids)
Biological process (GO): fatty acid beta-oxidation
Cellular component (GO): mitochondrion
Molecular function (GO): enoyl-CoA hydratase activity
Source: RefSeq, a predicted model, not a curated record
AUGCGACGCAGUGUUGUGACAUCUCUUCACACAGCUUCGUUUGCUUCACUCACCAGAGUUGGAGUUUUCAAUGUCGCUGCUGUUGCGCAUUUAGCGAUCCGUUCACAAACAACAAUGCACGGGGCACCGGGUAAUACUUCCCCAGGGCCCCGACCUCCGGUACAGCAAGGAACAGUUCCAAUGCAACAUCACCAGCAGAUGCAUCCAUCGGCAGUGGGUGCGGAGGCAGAAGAUGACUUUGAGCCUCCAUGCAAGCCGUCGGAGCCUCCAAAAAUGCUGAAGGUAGACACAAGUGACCGGGGCAUCACGACAGUAGCACUUAAUCGCGCACCCGUGAACUCACUCAGUCUAGAGCUCUUUGAAGAACUCAACAGUUGGAUGUUGUGGCUUGGCAGCGACGAAAGUUGCAGGGCGGUCAUCCUAACAUCCUCCAUACCCACAGUCUUCUCAGCGGGUCUGGACAUAAACGAGUUACACAAUCCAGAGCCCGAGCGCCUCCGGCGCUUUUGGAAGAGCUUUCAGGAGGCGUGGCUCAUUCUCAACAGCUUCCCGAAACCAAUCAUCGGAGCGGUUAGCGGCAAUUCUCCAGCUGGUGGAUGCGUUCUCGCUCUUGGUUGUGAUUUUCGUGUGAUGCUCCGGCACCCGACCGAUAAACCCGAUCGGCCAUUCCGUAUUGGGCUCAACGAGACGAAACUUGGUAUAACCACACCACCCUGGGUUGUGCCCGCCUAUGCGUACGUUCUCGGUUCGCGACGUGCUGAGAGGAUGCUUCAACUUGGUGAUACGCCCACCGCUGACGAAGCACUGCGAGUGGGCUUGGUUGAUUUGGUUGUGGAUGGGGAACAGCAGCUCCGUGAAGCAGUCUUGAAGGAGGCUGAGCGCUUCCUGUCAGUUCCACAACAAUCCCGCUGGAUGCUACGUGACAUGCUCCGCCGCGAGUAUUUGCAGGUCAUUGGCUCCGAGGAAGACAGAGAAUAUGACACGCAGUUCUUCGUGGAGCUCAUGAUGAACCCGGACGUGCAGAAGAGUCUCGAAGCCUUCACAGCGCGUCUGAAGGGAGUGGCAGCGAAAAAGUAA